Molecule: messenger RNA, 894 nt
Organism: Striga hermonthica
Lineage: Eukaryota; Viridiplantae; Streptophyta; Magnoliopsida; Lamiales; Orobanchaceae
Source: the annotation of a GenBank genome assembly
AUGGGAGCUAACACCAUCAUCAUCAUAUGCAUCAUCAUCAUCAUAUUCAGCUCCACAACAAGGCCAUGGCCUUGUGUCCAUGGAUCAGACAUAAAGGAGAAUGACUCCCUGGACAACUACCUUUACCAAUAUGCCCUCAACAACAUCCAAAAUCCCCACACAGGCACCGUCUACAACGUCCCCCUUCCCGCCAACCUGUCAGGGGCAGAACUGUCAUUCAUUCGCCUCCGGACCAGAAGCCUCCUCAGGAACGGAGCCAACCACACCCCAUACUUCACACUGCCACCUGGCACAAUCCCAGUGCCCUACACUAAGCGGCUCGACAUCGUUUACCAAAACCUCGGCAACUGGUCCUCGUCGUACUACUACGUACCCUACCACACCCUCGUCACGCCCGUGACCGGCUUCCUGGCCUACGACUCGAACGUGAGCUCGACAAACUACGGCCCCCUCGACUUCAUCCUGUUCUGGAAAGACCCGAUCGUCGCCCGCUUUCCGAAUCUUUCUAAAAGCGGAAACGAAGCCAGGUGCGUUAGGUUCGAUGCUGACGGGUCGACCGAAUUUAGCAAUGUGACCGAGGGAAAUUCGUGCGCGGUUAGCAAACAGGGCCAUUUCGCGGUUGUUGUCCCGAAGAGGCAAUACAAAGAGAGGGCUAACACGCGGGUUAUUGAGGUUGUGGGGAGUGUGGUUGGCUUGUUGGCCUUGGUUAUGAUUGUGGUGGGUGGGGUUGUGGGGUAUGACAAGUGGGUUAGAAAGAGAAGGAUGGCUAAAAUGGAUGGUUUGUCUGAGGUUAAUGUGGCUUUGGAUACUAUUUGGAUUGGGAGGAGUCGAAUGCCGUAUGCUGCAGCAGCCGGUAGGACGUUUCCGGUUAUUCAGAAUAGAUAUGUGCGUUGA